UCAAAGGGAAACAAAAGGAACUGCCCGGCUUCCCAUGGCUGUGGCCAGCACUUACAUCCCAGGGCUCAACCCUCGGAACCCACAUUAUAUCCCAGGGUACACUGGACACUGCCCACUACUUCGGUUCAGCAUGGGCCAGACCUAUGGGCAGGUGACUGGCCAGCUACUUCGAGGCCCUCCUGGCCUAGCCUGGCCCCCCGCCCAUCGCACACUCCUGCCUCCCAUUCGGCCUCCACGCUCUCCCGAGCUUCCCAGGGGGAGCCGACCUCUCAGGCGCGGGCACGGAAGGCUCAGCUCCAGCAUGAUCCCUGGGUACACAGGUUUUGUACCCCGGGCCAAGUUCAUCUUUGCCAAGAACUGUAGCCAGAUCUGGGCUGAGGCUGUGAGCGAUUUCACUCAGCUGCACGGUGGGCGAGGGACUCAGGAGCAGCCGCAGGAGGCCGAGAGAGAAAAAGAGCUGGAGAACGAGCAAGAGCAAGAGCCAAGGCUGGGGCCGGAGGAGGAAGAACAAGCUUCUCCCUACUCCAUGGAUGACAGAGACCCCCGGAAGUUCUUCAUGUCAGGCUUCACUGGCUACGUGCCCCGCGCCCGCUUCCUCUUCGGCUCCGGCUUUCCUGUGCUCACCAACCGGGCACUGCAGGAAUUUGGGCAGAAGCACCCACGGGACGGAGGCCAGAAGGAUCCCAAACACCUCCCGCCGCUGCCCAGGACCCACCUUCAGAACCAGGGUCCUUCACCUAACUAG
This is a messenger RNA of Carlito syrichta (Philippine tarsier), 745 nucleotides long. RefSeq names its product family with sequence similarity 166 member B (gene CIMIP2B). NCBI's taxonomy places the organism in Eukaryota, Metazoa, Chordata, Mammalia, Primates, Tarsiidae. The record is from RefSeq and is a predicted model, not a curated record. The coding region runs from base 35 to 745 and encodes 236 amino acids. The transcript has 5 exons.